Molecule: messenger RNA, 737 nt
Organism: Chelmon rostratus (copperband butterflyfish)
Lineage: Eukaryota; Metazoa; Chordata; Actinopteri; Chaetodontiformes; Chaetodontidae
Gene: higd2a
Product: HIG1 hypoxia inducible domain family, member 2A
Exons: 2
Coding region: 30-383 (117 amino acids)
Biological process (GO): mitochondrial respirasome assembly
Cellular component (GO): mitochondrion
Source: RefSeq, a predicted model, not a curated record
UUCAUUUUGUUUCGCAGUCGUAGGUGAGCAUGGCGACUGUAACAACCCCAGCGGUCCCUGAGCAAAAGGCUAAAACGUCGCCUACAGGACCUGUGCCGUUUGACUUCUCUCAGCCUCCGAUUAUUGAAGGCUUCAGCCCUUUGCCGAGGGUAAAAAAUGAGAGCUUCCAGGAAAAAUUCAUGAGAAAAACCAAGGAGAACCCGUUCGUCCCAAUAGGUUGUUUGGGAACAGCAGGAGCGCUGAUUUAUGGUCUCCGUGCCUUCCAUCAAGGGAAAACCAGACAGUCCCAGCUGCUGAUGAGGGGACGCAUCUUUGCUCAGGGCUUCACUGUCGUCGCCAUCAUUUUUGGAGUCUUCGCCACAGCUAUGAAACCCAAGCAAUGAAGACGGACCAGUCCUGUACCACCACUUGGCAUCUGGCUACAUCCAACUUGGAGUUGGACUGAUCUUGCUGUCUGAAUGGACUGAAUAAUGUGUUCAUGUGUCUCAGCAUUAUUCAGAUACCUAUGUUAAGGCCAACACUAUUUAUUGUUGUGUGAAAACUGAAUUUCUCAUAUUGGUAUGUUUUGCAAGAACAAAGUAUAACUUGCUCCUUACCAGGCCAAGUAACAAGCUGGAUUUGACUUCUCAUCUGCUAUAGUAGUACUGAAGCAAAAUGCUGCUGUAGGGUUCGAUUUUUGAUGUUUGCAUCAUGUGUCGUGACUGAAAUGAUCCACAUUACACCCGUGUUGAGCCUGG